Molecule: messenger RNA, 1265 nt
Organism: Exophiala mesophila
Lineage: Eukaryota; Fungi; Ascomycota; Eurotiomycetes; Chaetothyriales; Herpotrichiellaceae
Exons: 2
Coding region: 96-1265 (389 amino acids)
Source: RefSeq, a predicted model, not a curated record
CUCGAAUCAGGACGGGAGGCACUCGACAAACCUUUCUCUCCUCUUCCAUCCCUCUGACCUGGUUCCUUUUGUUCAUCCCUCGCACCACAUCGAUCAUGUUGGCUUUGAACUCUCCCGUCAGCACCCUACACUCCUCAUACCCUCCGGGAUUCGGCCCUGGGGUCCAGUUCGCUCUCGAUCUUGCUGACUCCGCCAUCACCAUGACCGACAACGACGAUCAUCUAACCUCAACUUCACACAAUCACCCGGCUGUGAGAUCAAGUCUGCAUGGGGCUUCUCCUUUCGUUCCCCAAGGUAGAUUCGGCCCAUGGCCGUCGACGUCAACCUACGAUCCCUUCUCAGGAGAUCCCGGCCGACAUACGUCUCCUGACCGGCCAGAGAGGCUACGAGGAAGGUUUCCCCCAGAGAUACACGCUGCGCCGCGUCCGCCCAUCACGGCCACUGGGGGAGAAUCCUUUCGUCCACUGUCCUUGGGCUCCAUAUCUUCUGCCUUCACCUCAGAUGCUGGCUCUUACCACCAGGGCCCGCCUCCCAGGUCUGAUCCAGAUGAAAAUUUGGCCCUAAGGCGACAAAGUCAAGACAGUUUUGCUCUUCGCACGGCGUCUCCAACGAGCCAAGGUUACAACGACUACGAAAUAGAGACUCAGCACCGCAUUGGUAAUGAAUUUAACCGAACCACCCGCUACCAAACUCGCAGAAGACCCUUCAACCAAGACGAAUUCGACGGUCCUUCUCAACUGCUACCUCUGCCUCUGCCUCAGCAAGAGCAUCUUCGUUCACAGACACUUUCCUCGCUUCCUGUCAACCUGACCAUCGAAGAGCAGGACGAGGUCAUCCAUCGGGUCAACGACAUCUUGUCAGGAUGCGCCUUCCAUUUCAUUGCAAAGUACCAAUUUCCAAUCCCUUUGGAACGUGACAAGACUCCAGUUCGCAAACACUCAGACCGGGAAUGGACUGAAUGGGCUUAUCUCCUCAAACGACUGGCCACAAAGCGUAGAAUCCCCGCCAGAGUCUUGUACGAAAACCAGAUCAAGCAAUUUGUCACCACUCUCGAAAACUCCAUUGCUGCCCGGCCGCAGACCAAGGACCAGACGAGGACACCAAAAGAUGACCGGUACAUGCUGCAACUGAUCAGUGCAGGCACUCAGGUCGCCAAAAUUCUAAUGGACUCACUGUCCAUGAAGCAACUUGACGAUCUAUACAGGCAGAUUGAAUCCAUCAUCCUUGAGAGAAGGUCUCGCAACAGGGGUUUGGGAUUCCACUGA